Molecule: messenger RNA, 1871 nt
Organism: Rubroshorea leprosula
Lineage: Eukaryota; Viridiplantae; Streptophyta; Magnoliopsida; Malvales; Dipterocarpaceae
Source: the annotation of a GenBank genome assembly
CGCCGGCCGGACUCGGGAGCUAGUGGAGUAUUGCAAAAAAUAGUGUUCUCUCCAAAAUAGUGCGAAAGCUUGGCUUCAUAUUUGCAUGAAAUUUUCGAAUUCUGAACAGAGGAAGAGAUGGGUAGAAAAGAAGUGGUGGCGAUUGUGGGCAUCUGGGUAAUUCCCAUUUCCUUAUUGGUGAAUCGCAUUGUCCCUGAUCCUUACAUGGAUGAGAUAUUCCACAUACCUCAGGCUCAGCAGUACUGCAACGGGAAUUUUAGGAGCUGGGAUCCCAUGAUCACCACCCCACCAGGCUUGUACUAUCUUUCACUUGCCUAUAUUGCUGCUUUAUUUCCAGGCAUGUUUUUUGUGCAAGCAGUGCCAUCAUUUGCUGCAGUUUGUUCAACUGCAGCUCUUCGCUCUUCAAAUUGUAUUUUGGCAGUGUUGUGCAGCAUUCUAGCCUAUGAGAUAAUAAUUCACUUGAGGCCAGCUCUUGAUGAUAGAAAAGCUACCCUUUAUGCAGUUGUCCUAGCCCUUUACCCUCUCCACUGGUUCUUCUCUUUUCUUUACUAUACUGACGUUGCAUCACUCACUGCAGUGCUUGCCAUGUAUCUUGCAUGUCUCAACAAGAAAUACACGUUUAGUGCAUUGCUUGGGGCCUCAGCAGUUGUUAUUCGACAAACAAACAUUGUAUGGGUUCUAUUUGUUGCAUGCUCUGGUAUCAUUGAGGUUACCCUGCCCCAUCAAACUGACAGUGUAAAAGCAGAUGAUUUAAAUGCAUCAGUCAAGAGCACUGAUCAGAUAUCCCACAGCAGUAGUGUAAAACAGCGUUUAACCUUGAGGAAAAGAAAGUCCAGUGGUAAUGUGGAUGCUGAUAAAUAUGUGAUUUCCAGGACAAGUGCCUCAGUGAUAACCCCAAUGUCAGGUCUGCUUCCUGAGAUCCAGGCUAUUAUUUUAACUUCAUGGCACAAAAAGUGGGAGCUUUUGGUCUCCUUUAGCCCAUUCCUUUUUGUAUUUCUCACCUUUGUUGGCUUCAUUCUUUGGAAUGGGAGUAUAGUUCUGGGUGCAAAAGAAGCUCAUACAGUUUCUCCACAUUUUGCUCAAGUAAUGUAUUUCAGUUUAGUUUCUGCUCUUUUUAUGCUUCCCCUGCUCUUCACAACAAGCCAACCCAUGGAUCUGCUUCGGUCGUUCUGGAAGAAGAAGCUUUUCAGUUUUUUCCUGGGGUUCCUCGCUUUUACUGCUGCCUUCAUCUCUGUGCAUUUUUUCAGCAUUGCUCAUCCAUACCUUCUAGCUGACAAUCGACAUUAUACCUUCUAUCUCUGGAGGAAGAUCAUUAAAGCUCAUUGGUCAAUGAAGUACCUUUUAGUGCCACUUUAUGUUUAUUCAUGGUUCUCAAUCAUCCACAGAUUGGGGAAAUAUCAAAGGAAGAUCUGGAUAUUGAUCUAUAUCCUGGCUACUGCCGCUGUUCUUGUUCCUGCUCCCCUCAUUGAGUUCAGAUACUACACCAUACCUUUCUUUUUCUUGAUGCUGCACUCCCAUGUUGAUAGCUAUCUAAGUUUACUCCUCUUAGGGAUUCUAUACACAGUCCUUAAUGUCUUCACAAUGUGCAUGUUCUUGUACCGGCCAUUUCAUUGGGACCAUGAGCCUGGGGUCCAGAGAUUUAUAUGGUAGAUGGUUAAGCUGUAACUUUCAUGUUAACUCACAGUUUUGCUGAUGUUAUUUUCCGAUUUAGGAUACUGAGAGCCUGAAACAGAAACUCCAAUGUAUAAAUGCUCAAUUCUUCACUGGAUCAUCUCAAACUAACUUGUGUUUUAGUUUUGAUUUGUAUUAUAACUUAGACAUUGUAAAGUCAUUCACCUUCGGUUCAAAUCUAAUAUAUUAGGAGAAAUAAU